CACCGCACCGGACCGGAGUUCACCAUGUCUCCUCCAAGAAUUCUUCUCUGCGGCGACGUUUCCGGCCGUCUCAACCAGCUUUACAAGCGCGUCGUCUCGGUCAACAAAUCGGCCGGCCCGUUCGAUGCGCUUCUUUGUGUAGGCCAGUUUUUUCCAGACUCAACCGACCAACUCAACGAGUUCAUGGACUAUGUCGAAGGUCGAUCAGCAAUCCCUCUUUCCACCUACUUCAUUGGUGACUAUGGCGUCGGUGCCGCUAAGGUUCUACUGGCCUCUUCCAAGGGCUCGGCCAACCAAGGGUUUAAAAUGGAUGGCUUGAAAAUUUGUGAGAAUUUGCAUUGGUUGAAAGGCAGUGGGAAGUUCACGCUACAUGGUUUAUCCGUGGCAUACUUAUCUGGUAGACGUUCUUCAGAUGGUCUUCAGUUUGGAACAUAUACUCAAGACGAUGUUGAUGCCUUACGAGCAAUAGCUGAGGAACCUGGCAUUAUUGACUUGUUCCUCACAAAUGAAUGGCCAACUGGGGUUACAGAUAGAGCAACAACACCUGAUCUUCCCCCUGGAGUCUCAGAUUCUUUGGGAAGUGAUUCUACCAUCUCUGAGUUAGUUGUGGAGAUAAAACCUCGCUAUCACAUUUCAGGUACAAAAGGUGUGUUUUAUGCUCGAGAACCAUACUCUAAUGUUGAUGCCGUGCAUGUGACUCGAUUUUUGGGUCUUGCUCCUGUAGGAAAUAAGGAGAAACAGAAAUUUAUUCAUGCACUGUCUCCCAUCCCAUCAUCUACCAUGUCUGCUACUGAAAUUAGCAUGAAGCCCCCGAAUACUACCUUGUCUCCAUACAUACUUACUGAACGGAAAACUGAUGCCUCAGACUCCACGAAGAGGCCCAGCAGUAGUGUUUCUGAAUCGCAAUAUUGGAGAUACGAUGUGUCUCAGAAACGACAAAAAUCUGGAACUGCAGAUGGUAACAAGCUUUGUUUUAAGUUUACAUCUUCUGGAUCUUGUCCACGCGGAGAAAAAUGCAACUUUCAUCAUGACAUGUAUGCAAGGGAGCAAAGUCAGAGAGGUGUUUGUUUUGAUUUUCUUAACAAAGGCAAAUGUGAAAGGGGUGCAGAUUGCAACUUUAAGCACAGCUUUCAGAAUGAAGUUGAAAGCCACUCUGGGAAGAGGAAACUUGGAAAUGCUGGAACCAAGAGGUCUAAAGAAUGCUGGUUUUGUCUGUCAAGUCCCAACAUAGAGUCACAUCUUAUAGUCAGCAUAGGUGAGAGUUUCUAUUGUGCACUGGCUAAAGGACCUCUUGUUUCAGACCACAUCUUGAUAGUACCUGUAGAGCAUUUUCCAAAUACCCUUUCUCUAGCCCCAGAGUUUGAAGCUGAACUCAAUAGAGUUCAAAAUCGUCUCCGGAAGUACUUUAAGAACCAAGGGAAGGAAGUUGUUUUCUUUGAGUGGGUUUCAAAGCGUAGCACUCACGCUAAUCUUCAGGCUGUUCCUAUUCCAUCAUCUAGAACUCAUGUCGUUCAAAACAUAUUUGAUAUGGCUGCUCAAAAGCUGGGAUUUAAGUUCGUGGUCUCUAAAUCAGCAGAUGCUCCUGGUGAAGGAAGAAAAUCGCUGAGGACACAGUUUGAUAGUAAUCACAGUUUCUUCUAUGCUGAACUUCCUGAAUGUACAACUCUAUCGCAUGUAAUUGAGGAGAAUGAAAUAUUUCCUGCCCAAUUUGGACGUGAGGUUCUAGCAGGCUUACUUAACAUGGCUGAUAAGGCUGAUUGGAGGAAUUGCACCCAUUCUAAAGAAGAAGAAAUAAAGAUGGCUGAAGAAUUUAAGACACGAUUUGAAAAAUUUGAUCCAAAUAAGUGAUAUUUUAGUUGUAGUUGAGAAUAGUCUGCCGUUGCACUCAUGAUUUCUGGUGAGUCAAAAUGAACCUGCUUACGCCCAAUAUACCAUCCAGGGACAUCGUACAGAAGGCAUACUUUGAGUAAACUACUUGGAUAUUUGAAGUUUUUUUCCUCCUUUGAGUAAACUGCCCAGAUGAAGAUGAAUUACGAAGAUGAAGACAAUACGUUGAUGUCCUUUUCCUGAUACCAAAGGUUCUGGCACGCCACUUAUUUCUGGAAACAUUGGAGUAAAAAGGGGUGUCUGUUACUGUUACAUACAUCCCAGCAUGUAUUUGCCAGUCCAGCUAUUAUAGCCACGUGCUGAUUGGUACGAAUACCUGUUCUAUAUGCCUCUUACUUCUUUAGGAUAUUCUUUUUCUUUUGAAAUUCCAUGUUGCUGUAGGAACUGAUUUCAGCUAAUUAGUUUCCUUCAGCAAUAGCUCAGGAGGUUAUUAAUUGUAUUAGAUUAUUGAUGAAAAGGGAUCUUGUUCUUUAACUAACUUAUCAUUUAUGCUAUAAUUCUUUUAAA
This is a messenger RNA of Momordica charantia (bitter melon), 2394 nucleotides long. NCBI's taxonomy places the organism in Eukaryota, Viridiplantae, Streptophyta, Magnoliopsida, Cucurbitales, Cucurbitaceae. The record is from RefSeq and is a predicted model, not a curated record.